This is a messenger RNA of Xenopus laevis (African clawed frog), 7187 nucleotides long. RefSeq names its product TSPO associated protein 1 S homeolog (gene tspoap1.S). The coding region runs from base 1098 to 6332 and encodes 1744 amino acids. NCBI's taxonomy places the organism in Eukaryota, Metazoa, Chordata, Amphibia, Anura, Pipidae. The transcript has 29 exons. The record is from RefSeq and is a predicted model, not a curated record.
GUCCCGAGCAUUCUGGCUUACAGGUCCCAUACCUGUAUAAAUAUUAAAAAGAGCUUCCGGGCCUUGUGUAGCUGUAGAAAGCCUUUCCUCCUCUUUCAAAUACCAAUGUUUGUGAAUGCUUUUGAAUGGGAAAAUGCCUGUAAUGGUUAAUUGUAAGACUUAUCUGUUAGGCAGUACCCUAACCUUUCAUCAUUAGGCAGAAAACACUCCAUUUCAGUACAGUUUCCAUGGCAACAGUCUGCCUUUCUUUUCAUUGGUUGCCUAGUGCUAGCCAUACAAACUGGAAGGUUUUACUCCUCUAUUAAUAUUGAUGACAAGCAGAGGUAGAAUGCUGUUAACUUUAACAGUGCAACGUCUCUUCUGCUAAUAUUUGAUAAUGGGGGCCUGCAGACACAACACAAUUACGCCACUGUUUGCCAUCAAAAGGAAUCGCAAAUAAUAAACCUGCAGUGAACAUGGGAAACGAGACAUGUAUACAGCACUGCUGUUUCUGCGUUUCCUAUAGGAUGGAGGAGGAAAGCUAUGACUGAAAUACAUCCUGCAGACGGGAAAAAAGAUGACAUUUUCUGCCUGAGCGAAGCAUGACAAUCCAAGCAAUCUUUUAGCUCAUGGAUAUGCAUUGUUUAACUGCUGCGUGGAGAUCAGGAGUCUCAUCCAUCAAAGCUAUAUGGAUUUAAUGUUAAUACUAAUCGUCAUUUUCUUCCUCUUUUCUAGCAGGUUAUUUGUAAAAUGUGAUUCCUGUAAUGCUUGCCACCUAUAGGGUUGCCACCUUUUCUGGAAAAAAACACUGGCCUUCCUAUUUAUCUUUUUUCCCUAUUAAUAACAUUGGGAUCAACCAUAAUUUUUACCGGUCCAGCCGGUAAAAUACCGGCCAGGUGGCAACCCUAGCUGUAUAGCAAAAUAGGCAUGUAGCAUUCAUGAUUUUUAGAGAUCAGAGUAAUGUGCAGUCUCAUUCGCAGUCCUUUCUCUGCGGGUGCUAUGCACAGCCAUGAGCGUGAUGUGCCAGCUUCCAAGAAAUUGCCUUACAACGAGGCUCCUCUCUUGAUAUUUUCAUCUGUAGAUGUCCCGCCAGCAUCUGGGAUGGAUGACAGAAUAUCAUGAUGCAAGGUCUGGAAUUCUCCUUUCCACUGGAACAGCUGAUGGAUGUUACCUACUCGACUGUGGAGGUUAUAGGAGCUAUGCUCCCUAGCAAAGAUUCAUUCAUGGACCAAUCAAUACAAUCAUUUAAUGGCCAUAAAAAUAAAGUCUGUGCUGAAGAUCAGAUAGGGAACCUGUCUGCUGUUUCUGUCAGCUCGGGGCUCUCUGUCGCAAAUUUGUCAAGGACUAAGCUUCAGGGUAUUACACGUGUUUCCGUGCCAACAGUUAACCAGGAAGUGCCAGUCAGCCUACAUAAAAAUGGGAUUCGGCCUAGCAGCGGUGAAUCCUUGAUAAGACCUCUCUGUACAGUGUCUGAAAAGGAGGAAUAUUCUAAUGCAAUCAACAAGAAUGACAGAGACUGUUCCCAGUUAAAACAAAAAGACUUGCUCAGUGAACUGAGGGAUAUGGAACAAUGUUGUAAUGCUUUAAAAGAGGAAAAUGUAUCACUGAGGAAGAACUGUUUUCCAGCGACAGAGGAGAAAAUAAAACGACUGAAAAAAAAGAACGCAGAGCUUGCAGUCAUUGCCAAACGCUUAGAGGAAAGAGCACAUAAGCUACAAGAGGCCAAUCUGAAAAUGGUUAAUAUUCCUAUGCACCUUAAAGGACCAAGUCUUGAAGUAUGUAAGAAAGCUUUUGCACGUCAGCGAGCUAAAGACAUGGCUGAGCAAGCUUGUGCUCUGUUGGCAAAGGACAAACAAAUUGCAUUAUUAAAACAAGAAUGUCUGGAGUUGCAAGCCAAGCUGACACUGGGGAAGGAGUGCUCCAGUUUGUUCAAGCUGAGUGACUUUGAUCGCCUGCUGCGCGAAUCUCAAAAGGAAGUCUUACGGCUACAGAGACAAAUAGCCAUCAAAUAUUUAAAGGAAUCUCUUCGCGUGACAAAAUCAUAUUCACAGAGUUGCAAUUCUGAUGCUACAUCCAUUGAUUCCUAUUUUCAGCCUGAUCAAGCCAAAGAGAGUCCUGACAAAAUAAAGGUGGCCUCAUUAGGAGAUGGGAUCAAGGAGUUGGAAUUAAAGAAAAAGAGAAAAGAAUGCGAAAUUUUAGAACAAGAAGUGAAGAAAAAGCAGAGGAGAUGUGAAGAUUUGGAAACAAAACUUCAAGAGGUUGAGACAGAGAAUGUUCGAAUAGUAGAAGAAAACUCACAGCUAAGCAGCAGAGUAAAAUGGGCAAGAAAGGUCGAAACAGAGAAUGCUGACCUGAAAGGACACUUGGCUGAGGUGACUGGGCAACGGGAUUCAGCUCUUAAAGAGAGCCAUCACCUGCAAAACAAGCUGGAUAACCUAGAGCAAGUGCUGAAGCACAUGCGAGAUGUGGCAGAGAGAAGACAACAGCUGGAAAAAGACCAUGAAGAUGCAUUGACUGCUCUACAGAAAAGGCAAGAAGAAGUUAAACAUCUCCAGGAGGCUCAGGUUGAAGCCAAGAAAGACCAUGAAGAAGCAACCAAGCUUCUUGAGCACACUUUGGAUAGCCUGCAGGCAAAAGUAAAAACUUUAGAAGAAAAGUGUCGCAGUCAGACAGAGCAGUUUAGUCAAUUCUCUCAAGAGCUCGAAAGAUUCCGCCUACAAACUGGAGAUAUCGGUCUCCUCACUUGCACUCUGGUGACUUCGGAAUUGCCUCCUCCUCAGUGCUGCUCUAUACCUGGGGUGCCUCAAGUCAAACAAGAUUUUAAAGAUAACAAAGAACCAGUGAAUGAUGAGAAAAUUAAUCAGGGUGAGUCUGCUAAAGAGAGGCCAAUACUGCAACCACUUGCCUCCAGCUGUGAAAAAAGAAAUUCCGAGGCCCACAAUAAUGCAGUUGCCAAAGAAAAACAAAAGCUUGAAGCCCCACAGAGCUCUUCUAAGUCUGACUCUGUUCACGAAAGUCCAAAGUUUUGCCCCACACCAGAGGUGGAUACUGCAAGUGAAAUGGAGGAUUUGGAUGCUGAUAGCAUUUCAUUAAAUCCAGAAGCCGAAAGCCGCUCUCCUGCAAAGUUACAAGUGUAUCUUGCUCGCUACAGCUACAAUCCAUUUGAUGGACCCAAUGAAAACCCUGAAGCCGAAUUGCCUCUUACAGCUGGAGAAUACAUUUAUAUCUAUGGAGACAUGGAUGAUGAUGGAUUUUAUGAAGGAGAAUUGAUGGAUGGGAGACGUGGCCUUGUCCCUUCCAAUUUUGUUGAGCGUGUGUCAGAUGAUGAUCUGAUAGCCUUUCAGCCUGCUGAGAUACAUGAACUGUCACAAAGCUCUGGACAGGACAUUAACUUUUUAAGUGGAAGUAGCAAUGAGAGAAGUGAAGAUGGAAGCAGCCUUAGCCCACUUCCAUGUGAAAUGCAAGGAACUAGUGAGGGAGCUUCAGAUAUCUUAGCCGUGCCUUACCCCCGAAAUCUGGCGAUCAUCAAACAGCUAGCCCAAAGUGUUGUUGUUGGCUGGGAGCCUCCAUUGGUAACAGCGGGUAGUGGAAAUAUUCAGGUUUAUAAUAUUUAUGUGGAUAAUGAACUUCGACAAAAUGUGAGAUGCGGAGGACAAACUAAAGCCUUGAUUGAGAAACUUGAGCUGAAAACCCAGACUUACCGUAUCUCUGUGCAAAGUGUGACAGAAGAUGGUUGCUCAGACAGAAUGCGCUGCACUCUCCUUGUAGGACAUGGGUAUUCCAUUGCACCCACUCAGUUGCGUGUUCGCAGACUGUCAGCCACUUGUGCGGAGAUCACCUGGCUGCCAUGUAAUAGCAAUUACUCACAUGCCUUGCAUAUGAAUGAUGAAGAAUGUGGACUAGCAAAAGCUGGGACGUACUGGUACAAUUUUAGCAAUCUUAGGCCAUCUACUUUAUAUAAUGUGAAAGUAGAAGCGCAACCUCAGAGAGUUCCCUGGGAUCUGCCACUUGACAGAUGCAAGCAAAAAGCUACAGUCAUGCAACUGUCGACUCCUUCAGCAGGUCCGCCUGAUGCUCCCCUUGAUGUUCAGGUUGAAUUAGGUCCAACGCCAGGUGUUCUUCUGAUAAGCUGGUUGCCAGUGACAAUUGAUGCUGCAGGUUCAUCAAAUGGGGUGCGGGUUACUGGCUACGCAGUGUAUGCUGAUGGACAGAAGGUCCUGGAAGUUACCUCUCCAACUGCUGGCAGUGUGUUGGUUGGCAUGUCACAUCUGCAGCUGCUGCAGGUGUCGAAGGAAAUAUCUGUAAGAACUAUGUCCUUAAGUGGAGAAUCUAUAGAUUCCAUGCCAGCAAAGAUCCCUUCUGCCUUGCUUAAUAAUCCUGACUGUUCAUCUUUGUUAAACCCAUUCUCUAAUAGCCUUAUCAAUGAGCCAGCAAUGGAGAAGUCCUUAGAUGUUUGUUUCGAAAAAUUUCCUUCAAAGCCUCUUACUUCGUCUUCCCCCUGUUCACCACCCGCUACACUUGACACAUGCACCAAAGCCAAAUUUUCAAUCCAUACAAGAUGCAGCAGAGGGAAAUCGACUGAUUCACUGCCUGUACGGACAUCUCCACUUCUUUUGCACUCUCCACUCAGUGCUUCCUCUGGCUACUGCCAAGGAUCUACUGGAUCUGACUGUUUAGAGCCAAUGAUUUCACAGGAUGACAGACAUGAAAAUGCACCCUCAGCUUUAGUCCAGACUACAUCUGUUCCAGUUAGUAGAAGUGUUCAGCCUUUUGACAGUGCUCCUGACAGUGUAGAAAUAUCCAGAAUCACUUUACAAGAAAAAGAAUCAACAUUCCUUAAAGAAAGUGUGGAGCUUUCAGACACCAAAUCUUCUAAUAUCAAGGCAGUAACCAACAAUCUGCAGAGCACACUUGAAGCAGGUAAAACUUGGAACAAAUGUCUGACUGAAAGUAACACAGCUGCCAAAGAAGACUGCUCAAGCCCAGAAAUGGAGCAUUUGGAGGAAGUACAAAAGAGAAAUGGUAAUCGAGAGAUCUCCAUUGAGGACUUUCUUACAGAAGGGCAAGAGAAAACAACUACAAAUAAUUGCACUAAUGAAGUCCUGGAACGGGAGGAAUCACUACAAGAACCAACACCUUCUCAUCUGGAAACCAGUCGUAGUUCUACACUUUCUGACAUUAUGGAGGAAGAAGAUAAUCCCGAGGAAGAAGACAGUCCUAAAAUAAACUCUGUCAAAAAGAGGAGUCAGAUGAUGAAGGCUCAUUGUGAAACCUCAUCAAAGGAUGACUGGAACAGCAACAAUACUCCAUCAUUACUUCCAGACUAUCGAGAGGCACCAUCACCAGGCAGGGUAACCGGGGCAAGUCAGCUGACAUCAGGCUCUGAAUCAGAAUAUCAUCAAGAGGUAAUUCUAAACAAAGAGGAAAGCCCCUUAAAACCACAAAAGCUGGAGACGGCAAGGAUAUUUGUUGCCCUUUUUGACUAUGACCCAGCUAUCAUGUCACCUAACCCUGAUGCUUACGAAGAAGAGGUACCAUUUAAAGAGGGACAGAUUUUACAGAUUUUCAGAGAUAAAGAUGCUGAUGGAUUUUACCAUGGAGAAUGUGCUGGGAAAACAGGAUAUAUUCCUUGUAACAUGGUUUCAGAGUUACACAUUCAAAGUGAAGAUGUCCAAGCGCAGCUAAUGAAGCAGGGAUGGGUAACUUCACCCACCUUAAUAAAUGAUUUGGAGAUCAGAGCUUUCUUUCCUCCACAUCCCUCUCCUUCUCUUGCUCCCUCUGGCCGUCUCAUCAUCCCUCCUCCAAAACCCCGGCGCUCCAAGAAAGCGGAAACUGCAGCUGUUCCUGAUGUAAUCGAUUUAACAGAGAAGAGCAAAGAAACACACCAUGAUUUGAGUAUUCCCAGAAAAAUGGUGGCCAUAUUUGAUUAUAACCCCAGAGAAAAUUCUCCAAACAUGGAUGUUGAGGCAGAACUGAGCUUCACUGCAGGCGACCUCAUAACUGUGUAUGGGCAAAUGGAUGAGGACGGUUUUUAUUAUGGGGAGCUAAAUGGGAAAAGAGGACUUGUACCUUCCAAUUUCUUGGAAAGUGCCCAGCCGCAAGUAGCAGAAUCAGAUGCACAUGUGGCUCUUCAUGAAAGAGAUGAUACUGAGUUAAGGGUCGAAUCUCCCAUUGACCCUCCAGAUUCCCCAGCUGAAGAUUCUGUUUCUUGUGGACAAGCAGCUAAUUACAAGUUAAUACCUGAGAGACAGCACUUAUAUCAAGGUAUUGUGUCCAACAAAAAGAAGAAAAGUUUAUUCUCCAAAGGACAAAAACUCUUUAAAAAGCUAGGAUCUUCUGGCAAGAGCUUGUAGAUAUGCCAUACACAUCUAUCCAUCCAGCAAUAACAGCAAGAGUUAAUAAGGAAUGUAAAGUAUAUGGUGGUGUGUGAAUAUAGAGUGAGGACUGAAAAAAUGCAAGAGUUAAUAAGGAAUGUAAAGUAUAUGGUGGUGUGUGGAUAUAGAGUGAGGACUGAAAAAAAUGAUUCCAAGCACUAUAGAAUUGUAUGAUAUACCACAGGGAUUUUAAAGCCUGCUUCGUGGCUUGGCACUUGUGCACUAGAUAUAGGACAAUGCCUUUUAGAACAACAUAAAAUGUUUGCACUAUAUCUUCCCCCAAACUGGACUCCAAGCUUGAGUGAUAAGAAGUAAAACACUAAAUCAAAAAGGGGGAGAGAAAUAUGGCCAAAGUAGCAACCUUGGCAAGAGUAUGAUUAUAGCGCUUAUCCCUUCUUAGGAAUAAUAUCAGCAGCUUUUUAUCUUGCGUGCAUGUUGGUAAAACGUUAAUUUGCCUUACUUUUAUCUUAAAUAUUUUAAUUGUUUACAAUAUUGUAACUGCUGUGGGGAAAAGAAAACAGGGUGUUGGAGGUUAAAGCAAUGGGGAUAGACAGAAGGGAGGUUGGGAGUAGAAUCUAUUCCUUUGUCCCUGUUUCUGACAGUUCUACAUCUGAGCCUUUAUAAUGUAUAAAUGUAGCCAGCAUUUUGUACCAUGUGGCCAGUAUUUGAUGCUUUCUGUGUUCAUACUAUUUAUUUUGCAUGUUUCAUAAAAGAAAAAAAAACUAAACUUGUUAGAAAGUGUUUGGAAACACAAAGUGACGCCCAUUGGUGUUGCAACAUGCCCAUUGUUUACAACUCAAAUACAUUUUAUUAUAAUAAAGUAUAUUUUCACAA